Molecule: messenger RNA, 1929 nt
Organism: Epinephelus moara (kelp grouper)
Lineage: Eukaryota; Metazoa; Chordata; Actinopteri; Perciformes; Serranidae
Gene: fndc10
Product: fibronectin type III domain containing 10
Exons: 2
Coding region: 232-1263 (343 amino acids)
Source: RefSeq, a predicted model, not a curated record
GCCAGACAGGAAGAAGAAAGCGAAUCUGAUGGCACGAUAGCCGGGUCCUCAUCAUCCCACCGAAACCAAUGCAUACCCGCUCCUCUCGCCCAUGGACGUGCUGUCCUGUUUCACACGGAUUUCGUCGUGUGCACUGAAGCGGAGCUGAUCUUAUGGCAGACAUCAGCCCGCUCUUUACCAUCGCCCAUCUGAUCCACUGUGAGAGAAAAUAAUUCGACGAGAGGAGGUGAGAUGAAAAGCCAACAACGACCAUCACUGCUCGCCUUAUCGGCACUCGUGCUCUGCACAUUACACCAGACAGCUGGCUCCAGCAGAUCUCAUCGCAGCAGCUCAGCAUCAUCAACAACAACAUCCCCAUCAGAGGCUGGAGGCAGGAACCAUUUAGGGAUCCAGCACUGGCAAAAACAGACUAACAGCUCUAACUAUGGCAAUCACAAACACGAAAGUAGGCCACCACCAAAGCUAAAAGAGGUAACAGGCCAAGUGAAUAGCUUCUCUCAUAACACCAGCAGAGGCAAUAUUACUACUGUGAUAUCUGAAAGGUCUGGCAGGGCACCAAACUGGAGCCUGGAUGAAGGGGCGUCACCGCUGUGUGCCUACAGAGUGAUUGAGGGCGGCAUCGGUGGGCAGCUGUGUUUUCGACAAACACUGUUCGGGUACAAGUGUCAUCAGGGAGACUGCAGGACAGUGGUGAAUUUGGGGAAUCUGGUGGCAAAUAUUCUCAUCAAUGGCAGCAUACUGUUACAGUGGACCCAUAAGGGAGAAAUGACUGGCCGAGACGCAAAGACGAAAGAUGCUGCAGCUGUUCAGAAGAGUGGUGGGGAUCCAGGGGCAAAUUUAACAAAAGAGGAAACUCUAAGAUCAAACACUGUUUUCAGUGGCCGACGCCACAGGCGGGGUGGCUACGAGUUGAGCUGCUGGUGGAAUGGAAGCUAUACUCAGUUUGAGUGUGCUGGCGUCCAUCUUGGAUCUGGCUGCAGGGACUUUCUCCUGACUGAGCUGCAUGAGAACAUCCCGUACCGCAUCUGCCUGCGCUCCCUGGCCCGCUCCGAUCCAGCUCAGAAAGCAGACCAGCAGGACUGUGUGGAGUUUACCCUCCCGCCGUCUGGGAUGCAGGACAUUGUGAUUGCCAUGACAACGGUUGGGGGAGCUAUUUGCGUGAUGCUGGUCAUCAUCUGCUUGCUGGUGGCAUACAUCACAGAAAACAUCAUGAGCCCCACGACACAGCACUCAUACUCCUACCGCACUCACUCUCGUCACUGAUGUGACUCUGAAUCCAAGAUGCACUGUUAAUACAUAAAAAGACCUACAUUUAACAUCCAUGAUCACAUCUAAUCCUAGAUCACAGCCACUCACUGUCAAUAAUACUUACUUUUCAGUCCGCCACAUAAUGAUAUACACAUCCUGUUAUGACUGAAUAGAAGCACAAACUACUGUUGCUCUGCAAAUAACAUGCCUUGUCAACCUCUGCGAGGAUGCACUGAACCAAAAGUACUGAUUACUUACAUUUACAAUUAUACAGUAGUUUACUGUUUUCUGUUUUUGUUCAAGGUUGUCUGUGAUUGAGUCUGUCAAUCUGUAUGCUGGCAGCAUUUAUACAGCAAUACACUUAAUGAAAUGGCUUUGAGUGCAUCAGAAGCAGCUGUUUUUUGGCUAAAUGUGCAGCCUGUGAAAGUGUCCCGACGGUGUCCUUCCUUGCUGCGACACAGGAAAAUAAAACUUUAAUGAAUUUCAUUUUUUCCACUUGACUAAACCAUCCCACCGUCCAGUUUUGCUUUUAGGUCUGCAUACAGUAUGUAUUUGUACCAUUUUGUGAAGGGAAAUACAAUCUGGUGUACAAUCUCCAAAUACUGUGCCAAACAUCUUGAGUUAUAAUGCCUUUAUGUCCAGCUGUCAGUGAAUAAAGUACCAUGAGGUCAUUUGUAAUAC